This is a messenger RNA of Closterium sp. Naga37s-1, 957 nucleotides long. Lineage: Eukaryota; Viridiplantae; Streptophyta; Zygnematophyceae; Desmidiales; Closteriaceae. The record is from the annotation of a GenBank genome assembly.
AUGGCCGCGACGGCCGCUCUUCUACGCGCCGCCGCCAUCGGCGGAAACAGGAUGCCACCCGUUGGCCUUGUCAACAACAAUCAAGGUAGGAUGGCAAAUCAGCCUCAGCAGAACAAGAUGCAGCAACAGAUGCACCUCCAGCAGCAGAUGAUGUUUCAGCAGUGGGAGCAGCAGCAGCGCCAUGUGCUCCUCAUGCUUCUGCAGCAGCAGCGACAACAAAACGCGCAGCUCUUGCAGCAAAUGGCGGCAGCCUCAACCCGCAACGCACCCUCCACCCCCGCUGCAGCUACCGCGCGCGCAGCAGCGUCGCAGCACAUUGGAAAGCCGAGCGCGGAAGCUCAGAAGGACAUUCCCACCUUCACCAUGCCGUCGACCGGAGUGAGCAAGGUUGCGAGCCCUGCGCCUGCUUCGGCCGAAGCUGGGGAGAAGCUUCAUCCCGGUUCGAUGGACGAAUUCGAGGCGUGGUUCAACCGCUGCUGCGGCGACGACGUUCCAGUCGGCCUGAGGAAGAAGCUGGAUGCCGCUGGUGCCGGUGGGGACACGGAGGGCGAGGAGACCGGCCAGGAGCUGAAGCGUAGCAGCAGCAUGAGCAGCGCUAGCAGCGGCAGCAGCGGCAGCUUCGACGAUGUUUACUUCGACACCCUGUCUUCUUCCGGUAGCAGUGCGUCCGGCGAUUCUGACGGCCAGGACGUGGAAGGAUGUGACGGCGCCGGCGAAUCUGACGGCGAGCAGCCGCUGCCGUCCGAGGAGGAGUUUGAAUGGCACCUGAUUAAUAAGCGAGGAAUAAGCGGCAGUGACGUGGGGCCGCUGGUGCCUAGGAAAGUGCGGGUGUCGCAGCAGCAGCGGCUGCCGCCGGUUGCUGCAUUCACCUUGUCAACUCCACCUUCACCUCCUCGUCAGGUUCUCUCGACCCUCUCUCCUUCACAUGGUCUCUCUGCGAGAGGGCUUCGCUGUUAG